UUGGCAGACCAGCAGGUUGAUGUUCUGUGCUGCAUGAACAGUGGCUCUAAGUCUUGUCUUAGAAAUAGCUCCUAGGUGUUACAUCCCCUACGGCUUCCCUUCCCGUUGCCCCGGUACCUCUCCUUCCAGCUGGAAUUUAAGCUGCGUGUGUACCAGCACAUCUCAAACCCCUGUGCUGAAUUCGGGAAAGCAAGAUGAUGUUGGGGUUAGAGUUGCUGCCAAAACUAUUGCUGGGGGCUUGCACCGUGCCGUGGGGUGGAUGUGUACCGGCGUGGGUCCCCACACAGCAGGGAGCCCCGGGAAGGCACAGGCGUGCCUGGGCAGCACAGUGCAAUCCCUCAGCACCCCACUCCUCUGCUCACAGUUCUUCGAGGGGAAGGAGCUGUGGCUGAAGCAAGAGUACUUUGUCAUGGCUGCCACCCUCCAGGUCAUCACAUGCCGCUUCAAAGCAUCCAAAUUUGGGAGUAUGGACAGCAUCUGAACUGUGUUUGAUUCCUUCCCUGACCAGUUAUGAGCCAGGGAUGGUCCGACAUAUGCCUUGGAGCUCGUUUUGAUGCCUCUCAGAUAUACACCCAGGGCUGGGGAGGUUUUGUGGACCCUCCAUGAAUGCCUGUGCCCAACUGACUUGGGAAGUGGGAUGCCCACAUGUCCCCCACUCAUCCCCACUGUCACCCCUGCUCUCCCCGCAGGUUGCCAUCCAGCUGAAUGACACACACCCCGCCAUGGCCAUCCCUGAGCUGAUGAGGGUUUUUGUGGACAUCGAGAAGCUGCCAUGGAACAAGGUAAGGAGACCCAACCUGGCCCGUGGGUGCCCUCUGCUUGCACCACCCUCCUGCAGCUGGGGGUCUGGGGACCCAGUCCCGUAGCUGCUGGUGUCCUGGGGAGCAAUGUGGGGCAGUCAGGUUGGGUUUAACCAGCAUGGACUUGGAGGUGCUUCUGGCCACAGUGGGAGGACCAUGUGUGGGUGCCAGCUUUCCCCCUCGCUGCUCACCACUGGCUCUCCCUGCCAGGCAGGCCUGAGACAUCACCAAAUGGACCUUUGCCUACACCAACCACACAGUGCUUCCCGAAGCCCUGGAGCGCUGGCUGGUGGACCUGGUGGAGAAGCUGCUCCCCAGACACUUGCAGAUCAUCUACGAGAUCUGAUCAUCCAGAGGCACCUGGAUGUGAAUGCCUUGGGGCAACCUAGGAGCCCUCUCUGGAGAGGGGGAUGGGGAUGGCAUGCAUUGUACCAUUGGGAUUAGGGGGAUGCACAAACUGGUAAUGUCAGGUGUGUGGCUGAGUGGUUCUGGCUGCUAUUUCAGGAGGCUGGGGUGUAGGAAAGCCCUUUCUCACCAGCACAUUGCCAUCCUGCAGCUGGUGGCUGUUUUAAAGGCUUCACCCAUUGCUCCAAGGACUUACCGGUUGGCAUUGCCUUGCUCCCUAAAUGCUAAAUUCAUCCUGGAGAAGGAUGAGGUUGGGGUACAAGGGAGAUGAUGGUUUAGCCUCCUGGUCUGGCAGCACGAGGCUUUUGGAAAGUGGCCCCCUUAACCAAGCGUGUGCCCACAAGCCCCUCUCCACAGGGGCUGGCGUGUCCUUCUGUCCAGAGGCACCCAUGCGGGGGGAGGGCACCCUUUGGAAAGGGUUUGCACAGUCACUCUGCAGUAAAAGCCACCACUCUGGUUUGUGUGAAACGCACUGGGGACAUUGGGAACCGUUGCGUGGGACAUCGCUGAACACCAGCACCCCUCACCUCUCUGGCCUCCACUGGCAGUACAUCACAUCCCUCUUCCCUAACAACGUGGACUAUCUGCGGAGGAUGUCCCUGAUAGAAGAGGGGGGCACCAAGAGGAUCAACAUGGCUCAUCUCUGCAUCGUUGGCUCCCACGCUGUCAACGGCAUGGCAAAGAUCCACUCCGAAAUAGUCAAGGCUCAAGUCUUCAGGGACUUUGCAGCGUUGGCAGAGAAGUUUCAGAACAAGACCAACGGCAUCAUCCCGCGGCACUGGCUCCUGCUCUGCAACCCGGGGCUGGCAGAGCUCAUCGCAGAGGUGAUGGCAUGGGGGCACCACUUUCCAAGCACGGCUGGCUUUGCUGGGCAGGAGCAGCAUGCUGGAUGAAGGUGGCCACCCCCGUCCCGCCAUCAGCAUGUGCCUGUGCUCCUUUUGCAGAAAACAGGGGAGGACUAUGUGUGGGACCUGAGCCAGCUGACAAAGCUGCACGAGUCUGUGGACGAUGACCUCUUCAUCUGGGAUGUUGCUGACGUGAAGCAGGAGAACAAGGUGAAGUUCGCGCCGUACCUGAAGAAGGAGUACAAAGUGAAGAUCAACCUUUCCUCCAUGUUCGACCUGCACGUGAAGAGGAUCCACGAGUACAAGCAGCAGCUGAUGAACUGCCUGCAUAUCAUCACCAUGUACAACCGCAUCAGGAGGGAUCCUGCAAAGCUGUUCGUGCCAAGGACAGUGAUCACUGGGGGCAAGGCUGCUCCAGGGUAUCACAUGGCUAAAAUGAUCAUCAAGCUCAUUAAUUCUGUGGGUCAUGUGGUGAACAACAACCCCAUUGUGGGGAGCAAGCUGAAGGUCAUCUUCCUGGAGAACUACAGGGUCUCACUGGCAGAGAAAGCGAUGCCUGCUACCAACCUGUCCGAGCAGAUCUCCACAGUGGGCACUGAGGCAUCAGGUACAGGGAACAUGAAGUUCAUGCUGAAUGGGGCUCUCACCAUCGGCAUCAUGGAUGGAGCCAAAGUGGAAAUGGCCAAGGAGGCUGGAGAAGAAAACCUGUUCACCUUUGGCAUGAGGGUAGAGCACGUCAUGGAGCUGGACAGGGAAGGGUACAAUGCCCAGAAGUACUACAACCAGCUCCCUGAGCUGAAGCAACCCACUGACCAGAUUAAGAGUGGCUUCUCCCUACAUGAACCUGACUUCUUCAGAGUCAACAUGCUCUUCCACCACAACAGGUUUAGGUUUGCAGACUAUGAGGCUUGUGUCAAAUGCCAGGAGAAGGUCAGCGAGCUGUACCUGAACUCCAAGGCAUGGACCAAGAUAGUCAUCAAGAACAUCACAGCGGCUGGCAAGUUCUCCAGCGACCACACCAUCAAGGAGUAUGCCCAGGACAUCUGGCACGUGGAGCCCUCUGACCUGAAGAUUCCGCCACCCAACGAGCCCCAGGAUGCAGCUGAGGACAAGACCCCCAGAGGCACGGCAGCGUAGGGGCACAGAGCUGCUGCCAGCCGGAGCCAGGGGACACCAGCACACGUGCUGUAAAGUUGUCUCUGCCAUCUAGUCUCUGUG
Messenger RNA from Falco peregrinus (peregrine falcon), 3268 nucleotides. Its product is annotated as glycogen phosphorylase, liver form-like. Gene Ontology annotation, biological process: glycogen catabolic process. Gene Ontology annotation, cellular component: cytoplasm. Gene Ontology annotation, molecular function: glycogen phosphorylase activity; pyridoxal phosphate binding. The record is from RefSeq and is a predicted model, not a curated record. NCBI's taxonomy places the organism in Eukaryota, Metazoa, Chordata, Aves, Falconiformes, Falconidae.